CACACAACCGCAAUAAGCAAACAUGGCGGCGGCCGUCGACAGUGUUGUGAAAGUGCUGGGAGAGCAGUAUUACAGAGAUGCCAUGGAGCAGUGUCAUAGUUACAACGCUCGUUUGUGUGCUGAGCGCAGCAUCCUCAUGCCUUUCCUGGACUCUCAGACUGGUGUGGCCCAGUCCAACUGUUACAUUUGGAUGGAGAAGAGACACCGAAGUGCAGGUGUAGCUCCAGGGCAGCUGUACACCUACCCAGCCCGUCGCUGGAGAAAGAAACGGCGUUCUCAUCCCCCUGAGGACCCCCGCUUGGCCUUUCCGCCUCUCAAAGCAGGUAUCACCUCAGAUUUGGAACUGGGUCUGAAGCGUGACGCGUUGGGAGCGGUGGAUGGCAGCAGUUUGGAGGCCCUGCUGAAGGGGGAGCCCCUCGACAGGAGGAGCGGAGUGUCGGACCUCCGCGGCCCUGAGGAAGAUUCAGCAACCGUGGAGCCUCCAGCCACCUCGGCAACCACUCACACGUCCUCCGGCCGUGUCCGCAAGAGAGUCCUGGAUCACGACGACUACUUGGACGACUUGGAUGACGAAGACUUUGAGGACGAGACCCCCAAGAGACGAGGCAAGAGCAAGUCCAAGGGUCGCAGUGACAAGAAUGGCAAGAAAAAGCAGGAGGCUGCAGCUGCAGCGCUGGAGGAGAGGGACAAACCGUACGCCUGCGACAUUUGUGGGAAGCGCUACAAGAACCGUCCUGGCCUGAGCUACCACUAUACACACUCUCACCUGGCAGAGGAGGAGGGCGAGGACCGCGAGGAGAUCGAGGCACCACCCACUCCUCGCCAGCCUGAGGAGCAGAAGACCACUAAGAAGGGUCCCAAUGGGCUGGCACUGCCCAAUGAUUACUGUGACUUCUGUCUGGGAGACUCCACCUUAAACCAGAAGACCGGCCAAUCAGAAGAGCUAGUGUCCUGCUCAGACUGCGGACGCUCAGGCCACCCGACAUGCCUGCAGUUCACACCAGUGAUGAUGGCUGCAGUGAAGACUUACCGCUGGCAGUGCAUCGAGUGCAAGUGCUGCAAUGUUUGCGGCACCUCAGAGAAUGAUGACCAGCUGCUGUUCUGUGAUGACUGCGACCGAGGCUACCACAUGUACUGUCUAAGUCCCCCAAUGACUGAACCACCAGAGGGGAGCUGGAGCUGUCACCUGUGUCUGGCUCUGCUGAAGGAUAAAGCCUCCAUAUACCAGCAGAACCAGAGCUCUGCCCCCGAGUGACAGCAUGUCCACAAGUCCCGCCCCCUCCGUAACGGGACUCCACCCCCGAUGGAAACGUCAGACCUCCUCUCAGUCCAGAGCUCCAAGCUCUGUCAAGAUGUAGCUGAGCCAGAUCGCAGAUCAGCUUUAGAAGUCUUAAUAUCUACAGCAUCAAUGGGGGGAUCAGUCAACAUGGGGAUCAAACUAUCACUACCAGCCUGCCUGCGGCCAAGUCCCUGAGGCUUGCUGUCAAACACAUAUACGGUAUAGACACACACUCUCUCCUGGACUGUUACACACACUAGAUAGAGAGACAGAGAGCAUGCGGUAACCAUAGUGACUGCUGUCUCCAUGGGAGCUCCCAGGAGCAAACGGAUUAGCAUCACAGCUAAUUAUCUGCACCCAUUCACACUCAAAGACACAGCGUGGACUGUCAGGACAGCAGUUUCUUUUCUGCCAAAUUAUCUAUUUUUACUCCCAGAGAGUGGGAGAAAGAAAAUAUCACCACGUAUAUGGUGGAGGAAUAUUAUUAUUGUUACUAUUGUUAUUGUUCGGGUUACUAGUGGACUUUUUGUAGUGGCAUUUGUCUGUGUACUUUUGUCUGAUUGGUGCAUUUAUCUUUCGAAGAGGUGUCUGUGCGGGGAGCCGGUCAGUGCCAAGGUCCACCAUCAUAUGAAAUACACACAACAGUGACCAUCAUAAUCAUGAAAGUCGUCUUUGUGUCACCUUAAAUCAGUGGCACAAAGAUUCUAACACAGUCAGUUUUUAAGCCAACAGAAAACGUUGGCUUUGCCUUGUUAAACUGUUGGCACAAAAUCUUUGGCCUUGCUACGUUAGGGUUGCAGCAAAAUCAACUUUUCAUUCUGUCAACCAAACACUAUCAGCUGAGCAUAUACAGCAAGUUGGGCUCCUGAGAUAAAAACAUUUAGUAUAAUGCCAGUUUACGACAUCAUUUCCCCAUCAGACAGCUAACAUUCUCUUAUUUGAAAACCCUGACUUUUGAUAAGUGCUGCUCUUACCGGGGAAACUGACUGCUGUGUGUCCAGUACAUGAAACUAGUAAUCAUAAAGGUGCAUCCUCUUCUCAAAGAUGUUUUGUGCUAGCUUUUUAGAAACUGUCUGGCAGUGACAUCAUCCCCCACAAGUCAUCUUUAAACAACUGCUGUCAAACCGAUGGCACACACACACACACCAACUGUAGCUGCUUUUAUCAUUUGUCACACUGAGGCAGAUUUGCAUGCAGAUUGCACCUGUAUGAAUAAACGCACACACACUCACAUCACAAGUGUUUUUUGUUCUAUUGUUUGUAUUCUUUUUUUUUAACAUUUUAUAUUACCUGAUAUUCCAUUGGUACUGGGAGUUUUUUCUAGUAGAAUUUUGUAAAGUCUAUGGUAUAGCAAACACUUCAAGUAUAUAGCUCCUAAUGCAUUCUAUGUACUGUAUUGACUUUUUCUAUUUUUGUUAUGACUGUGACAUGUUUGAAUUUAUUUGAUUAUUCUGAUAUGUCAGACCUCCAUCAUGAGUAUUUGUAAAAUGAUGUACUUUGUUGUACUAUUUUUAUUUUUACAUUUCUUUGGUAUCGAAACCGAUUUAGCCUGACUGAAAUAAAAAUCACUUUGAAAUACGU
Molecule: messenger RNA, 2860 nt
Organism: Chelmon rostratus (copperband butterflyfish)
Lineage: Eukaryota; Metazoa; Chordata; Actinopteri; Chaetodontiformes; Chaetodontidae
Gene: dpf2l
Product: D4, zinc and double PHD fingers family 2, like
Exons: 11
Coding region: 23-1255 (410 amino acids)
Biological process (GO): nervous system development
Cellular component (GO): nBAF complex
Source: RefSeq, a predicted model, not a curated record